AUGGAGAACUGGACAUUGCGGGACAACAAUGAUUCAGGUGUUGGAACCGCAGUUGAUAACGUACAGCUCUUUUGGAAACUUCAAGCUCUAGAAUCACUAGGCUUGACUGAAGACGACCAAAGUACAAGACCCCAGGAGUUUCACUUCAAUGCCGACGCCAACGACAUGUCCGACGACGACUUUCAUCAGGAAGUGGAUAAACUGUUUCGUCAAAGUCUAGCCAUACAACAAGAUUGUCAUGAUAUCAAACCUUCUCCUUCUCACAAUACCAUUAAUGCAUCCUCCACACCUGCUUUGAACGACACGUUCGGUUACAAUGCUUCCAUGGAUCCCGCCGCCGAUAUUCAUCGGGUGCGGUCCUACACAGACAAUGUCCCGUCUCGGAAACGGUCACGUACACCCAUAGACCAGCAGGAUCCAUCAAGGUCAAAACAACAACGACUUGUCCACCAAGAUAUCAACGAGAAUUCCGCCGAAUUCGAUCCGUAUGAACUUUUGAAAGCGUUCAAUGAAUCGUCACCCAUGGAUAUCGGCACCACGGCAACCUCACCUGACAUAACAACGGAUUCAUUACUCUUUUCAUCCAUACCACCCGCUUCCAAAGUCCCGGCUACCACGGCGACGGCGAUCCCGGUGACCACCGCUUCAUCUUAUCCUUCGCUAUCUUCCCAGCAUGCUUACACGAAUCGAACCAAGGCACCCGUCGCAUUACCUAUCUAUCCUGGCACACCUAUUGAGUCCAUGUCCACCACCCCAUCGUCCUAUUCGGUUCCAGUCAUUUCAUCGUCAUCACAAAGGUCGUCACAACCAUCGGCAUCAGCCAAACCCAGUCGCUCGCUGACUCACAACAACGCAUCCCAGUCCAAAUCUGUCGUACAGAGACCUCAACUACGUGUCCAUUUAUCCAAAGGGUCGUCAUCGCCCUCUGCCAGCUCACCUAGUCAAAUGUACGCCGUCAAUCCAUUGUUAUUUGAAGAGUCCAAAGAACCCAUGAAACCAACACUGGAUGUCAACAAUCUGCGACGAUUAACGGUCGCUACUUUACGGACCCUGGGUGUGCAGAUGCCAAUCGAGGAAUUGCCUGUGGUGACAAUAGGGGAACCGGAUGCAACCGAUUCCGAGCAGGUAUUGCCGGCGGCGGCAAUGCAAGUAAUUACGGCCAUGAUAUUGGGUACCUCGGGGGAUAAGGAUGUAUCGCAAACCCUGGGAUCACAAAUCUCGAAUGGCGAUCUGGUCGCACUCCAGCGAAUGAUCGUGGAAGGACUUCGAAGCAAGAACAUUGUCAUUCAUACCAUUCCAUCCAUUCGACAGUCCUCCGCCUCAAAGGAAGAAGAGGAAGCACCGAAGCAACAAGUUACAUCUUCUUUGGCGGAUUCGAAUGCCAACCCUUACAACACCGUGGAUCUGUCAUUUGUUAAGUACGAUCCACCGACCAACGUGACGCGGCUUUUUCUGCGACUAUACCGAUUUAUUAUCAAUAUGCUUUUAUCCACCCCCGAUUGCUGGCCCUUUAUUCAACCUGUACCGGAAACCGCGAUUGUGUAUCAUCAGGAGGUUACCCAUCCUAUGGAUUUGUGGACCAUUGAACAAAAUGUGUGGAAGGGCAAAUACACCCAUUUUGCGAAAUUUGAGCACGAUAUGCAGCUGGUAUGGAAGAAUGCCAAAGCGUUUCACCGCAAUGCAGGCACCAUCCCGAAGCAUGCCGAAAACCUGGAAGCGCUGUUUUACAAGAUUGUCAUGGAUCUAAAGAAACAAAUACGUAAACCUCAAUUUUCUGGUUCCUCUAGUGAUUUUCGAUUUGACACGUCCUUGGCCUUGCCCGAAGAAUCUGAUUUCACCUAUCCCCCCAUGCGCCAAGUGUUUUCAAAGCAAAGUACGGUGUAUGCGAUUUGCGCAAUAUCACCUUUUGAACCCAAGGCGCGAAAACCGAAAGGAUUAACGCACGAAAAGCAACUAUACCUUCAACUCAACGGCCCCUUUUUUCAGGCAGUGGAGAAGAUGAAAGAAUCACCUACAGGCAACCAUUCCCCUGUGCCUCGAUUCUACAUUGCGAAGAAUCGAACGCUGCUGCGUCAAGUGAGAGCGCAAGGCGUAUUGGCGAUCUUUUACAAUACGAAAGCGAAUCGAUCUCGGUCCAAAAAAUUUCAGAUCGAGACAGACAUGAUUCUGGCGUAUCCUGCGAGCGAACUUUUUGAUAUUGAUCAAAUGAACGUAUGCACGGACAACUUUGCGCCCAAAGGCUGGAUCCAUCUACGGCCACUGAAAGUGAUGGAGCACUUGGUGUUUGAUGUGAAUGACACCAUUGAACGUGACUAUUUCCGACGUAUGUUUGCCACCUCCAAAUUCACCGUGAUGGAGGAUAAAUCGGGACAGGAACUCGAUGAUACCAAACGGUUUAUCAAAAACAUUGUGCGUACUAUUCUUAAUCUUCCGGAAACCGAAGAUCUACCAGGCACCAUGACGAAGCAGUUGGUGAAACGCGAAGUCACAACCCCCGAUAAAGACGCCAAGUCUCACCACACCGCCGCGCACUCGGAAAAGUCGAAACAGGCCAAAACCACCGCCGUCACUCUCCCCAGUCCCGCCGAGCCAUCAUCCAGUCCUUCCGCGGAAAAAAUGACAACAACAGCAGAGGCGCCGGUGGUGAAAAAGGAAUCUGAGCAUUUGGAGAAAACGAGUCCCGAAACCAAGCGAGCCAUACCCCAAGAAAUAUCGCAUGAUGUAUGGAAAAGACUGUUUAAUGUAUGCACUAGCAAAGGUUGUCACGUUCAGAAUAUUCAUGAAAAAUAUGGUCAUUUGAAUUGGAGCUCGCCCAAUUCCGAAGGGUUUUUCAAGCAAGUGUACUUUUUGGAAGACGUGGUUGUGCAGACUUUCCGUCAAAUGACCAUGUAUCAACGUAUCACCGAAGUGGCGUGCCUCAUGAAACUGAAAAAUCUUCCUCACAUGGCCCAAAUGCGCGAAGUCUUGUUUAACGACAGUGGUGAUGUAGCCGGACUUUCCAUGGAAAGAUACCAAACGACGUUGAAACAGUAUACACACGUCCAUUCGCAUCAUCGAUUAUCAGCGUAUCAGAAAUAUGAAAUCAUCUAUCAGAUCAUGGUGUGCAUGAAAACGAUCCAUGAAGCCGGUCUGGCUCAUCGCGAUUUGUCCGAAGUCAACAUCAUGGUGAACACCAUUGAUGGCCAGCUAGAGGAUGGCAGUUCCAAGAUCUGUUUGUAUCUCAUUGACUUUGGCAAAGCCGUAUUUUGUGAAGCGCAUGAUGUGCGUGAAUGGUUUGUUGAUGUGCCACGCGCCGCUUGGGAGUACGAUGGUGAUGUGGUUCCCGAAUCCAAAGAAGAACUCGAUACGUGGUGUGAUACCCUUCCCUGGGUGAAAGGAAAACCUGAUCAUGGUUAUCGCAUGUACAGAUCCAUUCAGACAUUACCGAAAACGCGUUCGGAUAAUCAAGUGUUACCAUGGCUAAUCCAUCCGCAGGCUGAAGAUAUUUACUCGAUUGGUGUAAUGAUGUGGAAAGUGUUUGCCGAGACCGAACCAUGGCGUGGCAUUUUGGAUACGGACUUGCAAGGCUUGCGUUACGUGGCGGAAGACGAUUAUCGUAUUCAACGAGCUUUGGAACGAGAAGUGCAUGGCGAGUUGAGCCGUCAAUUGUUAUUAAAGUGUCUGAAAACGCGACCGCAAGACCGUGCGACGGCCUCGGAAAUCCUGGAUUGGUUGAAACAGGACGACAUCAAGACCGGGUUACUGAACGAAUGGAAAAUGUAUUCUUCGGAAACUCGGGCAACGCGUAAAGCGAAAAGUAUGUACGGAUUUGAGGAACCGGAAGAGGAAGAUCGACGAAGAAAAGUGCGUAAAUCUACACCUUCGGGCGGAACGGGCCGAGGCCGUGGUCGACCGAGAACCAAGAAUGCGCCUCCCGUUAAACAGCCCGUGAUUCACUUACCUGCCUUGACCGGGAUUCCCUUGCAAUCACCCAAAUCCAACAAUAAUUCAUCCACCCCGCCGCCGCCGCCGCCACCUCCACCUGUGGCUAGACCCCCGGCUGUCGCCACGGCAGCCCACCAUGCAUCCAACCCCUCCAACCCCUCUUCUUCUUCAUCACUAUCUGCAGCGAUGAGUCGGUCUAUUCUUUUGCAUUCUCGUCCACCGUCGUCCUACAUGUAG
Radiomyces spectabilis is the source of this 4161-nucleotide messenger RNA. RefSeq lists its product as uncharacterized. Lineage: Eukaryota; Fungi; Mucoromycota; Mucoromycetes; Mucorales; Radiomycetaceae. The record is from RefSeq and is a predicted model, not a curated record. The transcript is spliced from 8 exons. Gene Ontology annotation, molecular function: ATP binding; protein binding; protein serine/threonine kinase activity. The coding region runs from base 1 to 4161 and encodes 1386 amino acids. Gene Ontology annotation, biological process: intracellular signal transduction; protein phosphorylation.